UUCUGUUAGUGUGGUGUAUCAGUGUAAAGUAACUUAUUUAAUUCAAUAUUGUUGAGGUUCGUACUAAAAAGGAUUUCAGCCAGAUAAAGUAACUAACGGCUCCGUAUGUAUAAGCAGCGAAGCAGGUAAACAUAGGCGCAAAAAUGACGGAUGAGUCGAUUUGUUUCAUGUGUGCGAGGUGCAAGCAAGUAAUCAAGCUUGACCGAUCCUUUGAUUCGAUCGACAAACAAACAUUGCAGGAACUGACUUCUUCCUCACGCACAUCCACCCCAAGUGAGGAGACGGUCGCUAAAAUUGAUGACGAAUCACAGCAACAACUACAAGCAUCAAGUUCUUCUGAUGAAAAUCCUCCACAAGAGCAAGAAGUUUCAUCAUCUGGUAGCGACAAUCCAAACGAAGUAGAAGAUUCAAUCUACAGUCAGAAUGCAGCUUCAUCUGGUAAUGAGGUUCAUGAGAGCACCAACAGCUUCACUUUCAUUGGUGACACGUCCAUGGAAAACUUAAGCCACAAAAUGAAGGUGAUAGUUCGUUUGUUUGACCUCAUGUCCGAUAACUCUGACUUGGAGCAUCCAUUGUGUGAGGAAUGCACAGAAGCUUUGUUGGGCGAGCUGAAUAAAGAACUUAAAUCAACUGAAACAGAAGCUACACUUUACAAGAACUAUCUAAGUGUAUUGGAAGAAGAUAAAUGCGAUCAUGAGUUGGUGGCCAAACUUACACAAGAUCUUGAUAACCUUAAAGUUGAAGAAAAUGAAAUAUUGGCUCAAUUAAGUGAAACUGAAAAAGAGAGAGAAGUUGUGAAAAAAGAACUUGAAGAGACUCAGAAACAACAGGAAGCUUUACAGAGAGAGGAAGAAAAACAUCUUCAAGAAUAUUCUGAGCUUCGUGUUCAACAGAUUGAGUUGGAAGAAGAACAAUGUAGCGCGGACCUUCAGUUGAUGCAUACUGAUCAACAUUUAACAAAACUGAGGAAAACCAAUGUGUUCAAUUCCACAUUCCAUAUUUGGCAUCAAGGCCACUUUGGAACGAUCAAUGGUUUCCGUCUCGGACGUUUACCCGGUGUGCAUGUGGAGUGGACGGAGAUAAACGCUGCAUGGGGUCAAGUAGUGUUGCUACUUUCAUCACUGGCUAAGAAGAUGGGGUUGAAGAUGAAACGUUACAAACUUGUUCCCUUUGGAAAUCAUUCUUAUAUUGAAUCCCUGGAUGAUAAGGCAAAGGAUCUUCCUUUGUAUGGGUCUGGUGGUUUAAGGUUCUUAUGGGACACCAAGUUUGACCAAGCCAUGGUUGCUUUCCUGGAUUGUUUGCAGCAGUUUAAAGAAGCUGUAGAAGGCAACAGUGGAUUUUCUCUCCCAUACAGAAUGGAGAAAGGUAAGAUAGAAGACACAGGUGGUUCAGGGGCUUCUUACUCGAUCAAGAUGCAGUUUAACUCCGAGGAACAAUGGACUAAAGCUUUGAAGUUUAUGCUUACAAACCUUAAGUGGGGUUUGGCUUGGGUUUCGUCCCAGUUUACCCCAAGUUAAUUGGCUUGUUUAUGGAAUACACUUGUUAUUUACUUAUGUUAUUUAUCUGUUAUACGUGACUGAAGUCCUACAACGUAACACGUCAUUGGGGGAAACAAUUUUGGCCAAUUACCUCAAAAUUUGCAUGUCACUAUUUAUUGGUCAGUAUUUACUGGAUUUUUAUGGCUCCAUGGUCAUUGCUUCUAAGUGAUAAUUAGGAUAUAUUUGUCGAAUAUAUUAAUUUUACAAGUAUUCACCCCGUCUCUGAGUAAAUGUGUUGUCUAUAUGUGCAAUACCGGGAAAUAUAACCACACAUAAUAAU
This is a messenger RNA of Ciona intestinalis (vase tunicate), 1818 nucleotides long. RefSeq names its product beclin-1. Gene Ontology annotation, biological process: cellular response to nitrogen starvation; late endosome to vacuole transport; mitophagy. The record is from RefSeq and is a predicted model, not a curated record. Gene Ontology annotation, cellular component: phosphatidylinositol 3-kinase complex, class III, type II; phagophore assembly site; phosphatidylinositol 3-kinase complex, class III, type I. Lineage: Eukaryota; Metazoa; Chordata; Ascidiacea; Phlebobranchia; Cionidae. Gene Ontology annotation, molecular function: phosphatidylinositol 3-kinase binding; protein-macromolecule adaptor activity.